GAUUAUGGUGUUCUCCCCUUCAUGUGUGGUUAUUGAUCUUGUCAAGCCCCACGUAGAGUAACGCCCCUUCGAACAUGGCGUCAAGUGGAAACCUGUAUUCCUGAUCUUGUUACUUUUUAUUUUUACACUGUCGCUUCGAUUUACUAAAUCUAAUAAAGAACCAACUCUAGAUUUUCUUUCAUAGAUUUUAGUCAGUGCCAGAACCUAAAGCCUUUAUUUGUGAACUUGUGCUUCAACUUGAGAUCAAGAGCAAACACAAGAAACAGCUUUAUUUAAAACACAGUAGGAUAAUUGGAUUUCAUUAUUUUUUUCAAGUCACUAUCAUCAUUAAGAAGAUGUCAAAUUCAGUGAUAUUCCGUCUUGGUAGACUGGUGUCAUUUACUGCACCUGUGACACAGACAUUCUGUGUCAGCAGUUGUCAUCAGAGCCAGCACCGGCACUUCACAGUCUCACCAGCCCUAUCAUCAAAACAUUUAAACCCAGGGGUAUUUUAUGAAGCAAUCAAGGACUCUGGUAUCAAUUUUUUCUGUGGUGUCCCAGACUCAUUAUUAAAAGACUUCUGUGCCUAUGUUACCAGCAAUUCAUCUUCCAAAGAUCAUGUAAUCACUGCCAAUGAAGGGGCUGCUGUGGCACUAGCCAGUGGCUAUCAUUUGGCCACGGGUCAGACUGCUAUGGUCUACUUACAGAACUCAGGUGUGGGCAAUAUGGUCAACCCACUGAUGUCACUGGCCAACCCAGCUGUAUACAGUAUACCUAUACUUCUCCUGGUCGGAUGGAGGGGUGAGCCAGGGGUCAAAGAUGAGCCGCAGCACAUUGCUCAGGGUCGGAUUACCCGGAACAUGUUAGAGUGUAUGGACAUACCAUGUGAGGUUCUGCCUAAAGAUGUCAAUGCCAUGAAAGAACUGCUGGCUAAAGCAGACCACCAUUUCUCCACCAGGAAAUCUCCAUUUGCCAUCUUAGUGAAAAGCAAAACAUUUUCUUCCUAUAGUCUGAAGACAUCUGCACAGGAUAAUCAGUUCCCACUUACAAGAGAGGAAGCUUUGUUCAAGGUGGUUGAAUGUAUGAAUGAGAAUGAUGCAAUUGUGGGAACUACUGGCAUGUUAUCUAGGGAACUUUUUGAAUACAGGGUGUUUAAGAAGAUGGGCCAUGCUCGUGAUUUCUUGACAGUUGGCUCUAUGGGACAUGCAUCUGCCAUAGCUUUAGGAAUAGCUCUUCAGAAACCUUCUCGCCAGGUGUUCUGUUUAGAUGGAGAUGGUGCUCUCCUGAUGCACAUGGGCACAAUGGCCAGCAUAGGUCAACAAGGUCCAGAGAAUUUUAAGCAUGUAGUUUUUAACAAUGGAGCUCAUGAUUCUGUGGGGGGUCAGCCCACAGAAGCUGCAAAUCAUGAUGACUUUGACCUUUGUGCCAUCGCCAGGGGUUGUGGAUACAAGGAGGCCCUAGUAGCUGUGACUGCAGAAGAAAUCGAAGAAAAACUUAGCUACCUCCACAAAGCUAAGGGGCCAGUAUUUCUGGAAUUGAAAGUGAAGGUUGGAGCACGCUCAGACCUUGGCAGGCCAACCAGGACAACACAUGAAAACAAAGAGGAUUUUAUGACAUUUUUACAGCAUUGAAUGGUUUAGGAAAUAGUGGAUAGCUGUUUUGUAAUGACAGGUCAUAUUUUUGUUGCUGUUGUUUUAAUGGUAUGAAUAGGUUGAAUGGAGUAUUAUUAUUUGGCUUUAAUCAUGGGGAAAUCACCUUUUUUUUUCUUCACUAUUUAUUUAUGGUAAAUAUUUUUUGUUGACAUUUUUUGGGAGUUUAUACAAAUACUGCUGUAUUUUUUAUCUUUUAAUGGACUAUUUGCUUGAUGUAGAUUUAUUUUUAUUCAUUUAUUGAUCAUUAUUUAUAUAUCAUACAUUAUCAAGCCUGCUAACUUAUUGACACACACACACAUGAUUUAAAUUUGUUUAUAGAUCUUAGUAGAAUGGUCAAAUGGUGAAGACAAAGGAAUUAAAUCUUAAACAAAUUAGUCUAGCAAGGUGAAGGAUUUUGUUUCUUCCCUUGAUAUGCUAUCUCUGAUUUAUUAAAUAUUUUUGUGUACAAUCUACUGCCAAUGUCAUAGGUUCCAUAAAAAUUUUAAAAAUUUUUUACUUUAAUAAUUUUUUUGAAUGUGUUACAUGUUGCCAUUACACUGGCACAGGCUUGAAAAGUGAUGACUGAAGAAUUACUUAUAUCACCAAGUUGUUGCUAAGCCACUUAUAAACACAACCAUUCAAUCAUUAAAAGGACUGUAGAGUUGUGUCAUUAUUAAGAUCAAUCAUACACUCCAAAGGAACUAAAAUCUUGGCCUGUAGGCAUCUUUAAUUAAUUAUAAUCUUAAGGAAGAUGUAUAAACUUUUCAACUAUUAAUGGACAACUGAGACUGCUGGUAGAAACAGUUUUUAAUGUCUUACUUAACAGCAUACAUCCUAGGAAGAUUUAUAACAUUCGGAGAACUUAAUAACAAGAUAUAUUUCUUGCACCUAGUUCCAUUGUUGAAUCUGGUCCUAUAAUUAUUGUUCACUUGCAAGGCUAGUUUUGUCAUUUUUUGUUUUGAGACUUGAUGCCAUAAUGACUAUGUUUUAUAAUGCCAUCUUAUGUUUUGAUACUGUAUUUAUUUAAAAGUGAUCAUGGUCUAUGGUUGGGUACAGAUACCAACAAUCUUGAUAUUAACUGAAAGUAAAAUAGUAACUAAAAAAAAGGGUUUAAUAUUGUUUAUACAUUAUAUUAUAAUGUGCAGUAUCCACAUUUUUGUCAGGUACAUUUUUUUAAUUAAAUUAUUGUUUCAGAUUUGUUUUUGCUAAGAUAAUGUCAAACAAUAACCAGAGUAUUUUUUAUCAGCAAUUAAAGACAAGAUCUAACUAUAAUGUAGAAUAAGAAACUAUUUUAUAUUAUAGCUCUUUAAUGAGGUUUAGAUUUAUUAUACUAUUAUCAAAAUUAGUGAGAAAAAUCUUAAAAAGUGUAAAAACUACAAUAAUUUUUUUUUUCACCUAGUUAUUACACCAUCACACUUAUCUUUUUUUUCUUCUUGUAAGUAAUUCCCACUUCUGUUCAAAUAAAUGCUAUGAAUAAGACAUGAACUUAGAAAUUGAAAUUGACAAAACUAUAUGCUGUUCAUUGUAUAUUGCUGUGCAUUUUUAAGUCUGCUGUACUUACUGUCUAUGCAAUCUGAUAGAAUGGAUUUUUUCUCUCUCUGUAUUUGAAUAUAUUUUUGCUUACUCUGGCUUUUUUUUCUGAACACAAUUUAAAAAAAAAAAAUUGAUGUAUUUAGCUUUAUUUAUCUUCCUUUUUUAAGUAGUCGGUGCUAGCAGAGUUUUUUUGUUUGAGGCAGGUGGUCAAAUUGUUAUCUGCUAGUCAAUUCUGGCAACAACAAUCUUCUUAAUAAUAAUACAGGUCUUUUUUUUACCUCAAAUGGAGCGUACUUUGCCAUUGGAUUCUGUUCUAGGCAAUACCUCUAAUUUGGGUCUAUGUCCAUCUUGCCAUUUUUGUUUCUUGUUCUACUGAGCUUCUCCAAAUUUACUUUGGUCUCCAGUAUGAUACUAAUAACAACAAUAAGCUUUGGUAUGGCAAAGGAAAUUAUUUUUUUAUCAUGCAUUAUGCAUGCAAAUUCAAUGUUACUUAUAAAACAACAUUUAUUAAAAUAUACAAGUACAUAACAUACAAUGUACCUUUAUUUAACAAUCACAUUCAAACAUUUCAUUCAAUAUGGGAUGGACUGAACAUUUGAAUAGUUACAAUAUUCAGUAUUCUAACAACUUAUAGUAGUAGCAUAAUAUGUUUCAUUAAAAAGGUUUACUGCUUUAAUGCAAUUAAAAUACUGACAUUCAAAGUUAUUUUUUUUUUUACAAAGUACUUACAAAAGGUUUUUAAAAUGUGCAUUAAAUUUGGUUAUUUGUAUUUGAAGAUGUCAAUACUUUAGUCAGUCUAGUAGCAAGUGCUGUAAUUGUUGAUGUAUAGGAAAUAUAAAAUGGCAAUGUCUUCAAUUCCGAAGAUUAAGGAUGCUUGCUGUGAUUCACAUGACUAUGCAGACCCAUUUGAAAACCUGUAUAGUUUCCUGCAUCUCAUGCAGACAAAGCCAAUGUCCCGCUGGCGGUCUAUUUAAGUUUACUUUCUGUCUUCUGUGCCUAUUUACAAUAGUCUCAAAUCAGUAUUUGCCUGUUAGAGUUAAGCCUAGGGCUAGUCUUAACUUUGCUUGAUAUAAAUAUAUCUUGAAUUGUUUAAAAUUUACUAAUUAUAUCAAAAAAUUUUGUUUUUAUAAUGAUAGCAUACUAUUGGUACCUACAGUAUACAUUUUAAAAACAAUAAUAUAAUGUAAAAAAACAAAUCCCAAAGAAAAUUAUUUCCAGAUAUACUUACUGUUGUAUAUGUGUAUAACAUGAAAGAUCAUUGUUUAACAAUUUUUGUUUUGUCAGCAUUAUUGGUGUUAUUAUAUAAAAUGUUUUCAUCCUUUUGGAACAAACAAAAGUAACUACCAGUAGAAUACAUUUUAAUUGCCUGAACAAAUAUUUUUGUUUUCUUUACAAUGGAGUUGAGAAAUGUCUGUGUUUUUGGAGCUUUUUUUUGGUUUAUUUACUGAGUUUUUUGGUAAGCCAGCAUCAGUGUGUCUGGUACAAUAGGAAACAUCAUGAUGAAUAAUUUAAUGAUUAAAUGCUCUAUUUGGAUUCUUUAGUGCAAUGCUCAAACCUUAAUCAAUCAACAUUUUAAUCAACUAACAUUCCAUUAAUUAUGUCACUUUGCUUCAGAAUGUGAGAGUUACUGAAAGGUUUUUAAAACCAUUGAUUUUAAAACCAUUGAAAACUAUUGCUAUUGGCAUUUGUUUGUUUGGGUUCAAGAAUUUAAAACAGUAAUUGUAUUAGAAGAAUAUUUAGGUUUUAUUCAUUCUGUGUUACUUCAUUUUCUGGGUUUAAUAACGAUUCAUUUCAUUUGUGAUUUCAGGAGCUUAGAGUUUAAAGUUUUUAAAAAUUCUAUGAAACCUGAACAAAAGCAUGGUGUUAAGCUGGUGUACCAAGUAUCUUGGUGCAAUAUCACUUAAUUUGAUAAUGGUUAUUUAUAUAUGUAAUGCUUAAUUCUCUCCAAAUUAAAUCUUGUUGGUCAGUUGUGCCAUAUUUCUAACUAGUUCAUCUCUGGCAAAUCUUUACUAUACUCUAUACCAAACAAAUCAUGAUCAAUUUAAUAUUGAUUUGAUAGAGCUAAUUCUGGGUAAGAAUUUCACCAUAAUUCUUAGAAUGUUAUUUCAUCUUUAGAAAAGUUAUAGUGAUUUUUUAAUUUGGUAAAUAUCUUUCAGAAAGUUAGCCUGGGGUAUUUUUAAAUGAGAGGAUUUUAAAUCAUUUUCACUUUUUUAAAAUUACAAUCAAGGCUCUCCCACAUAUUUAUAUUAUUAUUAUUUACUUAUUUGAACUUAGCCUAAACUUCAGACUCACUUUGCCACAGUGGAUCAUGCAUUUAUACUUAUUGCAGAUGUUUGCUGUGAAUUGUUUUCUUUAUUCUAAUGCUAGAACAUGGUCAUAAUCUCAUUCAAGCAGUAGAGGAGGAGUACCAUAUUUCUCAAUGUUCCUUUACACAAUACAAUUAUCUACUAUGAAAUGCAAAUAUCACUUGAGAAUCACUUUGACAAAUAUGGCUUUAAAAUUUAAGAAAAAAAUAUUAAAUAAUUAUAAUGGCAGAGUUAAAAAAUGAUUACAAUUUAUGUCAUGCAUUGAUAAUCAUAUUGUCAUCUGUAUUUAAGUCUAUGCAUUUAUUACAAAAGUACUACUUUAUCUGUUUAAAUCAGAGCUUUGUUUGACAGAGAUCCACUUGUAUUUCUUUUGAUUUUACUAUUCACAAACAGUGUAUGUACUUUUGUGUGUGUGGGUCAAGUGAUAGCAUUGUUUUGAAUGUUAACUUGGGAAGAUAAUUUUAAUGUGCUGGUAAAUACCUUUUUACUGUGAUAAUCAUCAGUUCCCAUCUUGGUGACAGUACAGUUAAAAACUAUAAUCGACUCAGCUGCCUAUCAAUCAAUAAUUUGUCUCAUCAUUUUGUAUGUAUUUUAACAUGAUUCUGUCCAAGAUCCAUUGAGACUCGUCAUCUUACUUCUGAUUUUGUUUUUCUGUAAGGAGGAGGGGGAGGUAGAGUAUGUAACUUCAACUUUCUCUCACACACACACACAAACACAAAAAUGCUUUUAAAAAUGUCAAAAGGGCAAUGCUGUGCACAAACACCGUGAAAAUGUCAUGCUCUUGUGUUUCUUAACACUUUCUCUUCCAAAUCCUGCCAUAGGAAAGCAGCUAAUGCACAGAGAUUGUACAAGAAAUGUGUAUUGAUUGGAAAAUGCUAGUUAUUACUAGGACAUUAGCUGUGCUCAUGAUCCCUUUCAGUUUCCUGCCAAAUUGAAAAGAGAGGUAGACGGAUCUGAACUAGUAUAAACUUAAGAAUUAGAUUUUUGAAGCCUAUGCAUAUCAACAAAAAAAAAAAACUGUCAUUUUUAUUGCCACAAUUGCUGGAAUUUUAUUUGUAUCACUUUUGUCCAUGGUUCAGUAGAGUGAGUGAGACAGACAGUAUUAAGUGAUUUGUUUUCCUUUUCCACAGAUAAAAUGUUACAAACAAAUUGUAUAUAGGUUUAGUGUUCAACUAUUUCUGCCUGAUUAAUGUGUAUGUUGCAUGACAUUUUUCUUAUCACUUUCAUUAGAGGGAGCUUAUCAAGAUGGUUUUUGUGUAUUACCCACCAUUCAAAAGACUGCUUUUUUUUUUAUUAUGUAUCAUUGAUUUUAAAAGGUGAACAUGUUUCAAUUAGUGUGAUAACCAAUGAAAUAAAUUAUUCUAAUUCUUAAAA
Messenger RNA from Biomphalaria glabrata, 6823 nucleotides. RefSeq names its product phosphonopyruvate decarboxylase-like. Bases 336 to 1610 code for a protein of 424 amino acids. Gene Ontology annotation, biological process: organic phosphonate biosynthetic process. Gene Ontology annotation, molecular function: thiamine pyrophosphate binding; phosphonopyruvate decarboxylase activity; magnesium ion binding. The record is from RefSeq and is a predicted model, not a curated record. Lineage: Eukaryota; Metazoa; Mollusca; Gastropoda; Planorbidae. The transcript is spliced from 11 exons.